Desarmillaria tabescens is the source of this 1835-nucleotide messenger RNA. RefSeq lists its product as uncharacterized. Gene Ontology annotation, biological process: regulation of transcription by RNA polymerase II. The transcript is spliced from 6 exons. NCBI's taxonomy places the organism in Eukaryota, Fungi, Basidiomycota, Agaricomycetes, Agaricales, Physalacriaceae. The record is from RefSeq and is a predicted model, not a curated record. Bases 330 to 1811 code for a protein of 493 amino acids. Gene Ontology annotation, cellular component: nucleus.
AGAGAUUCCGAAUAUGCAGCAAUGCGCAUAUCGUAGAGUACGGAUUCUGCGCCUCUAUUUUGCCUGUAAUGGUGUUGUGGCUGAGGACACAUUAAGGUGGCGUUAACGUUGCCUCCGUGCCGGGAGGUCGGCCCGUCCAAACAUUACCUCAUCAGUCCCGAUGAGUACCCUCACAGUCACCUAGCAGCACUACGAAUUCGCGCCAACCUCAAUUCAUUUCGGACUUGGCCUCCUACCACCACCACCACCUCCGUCGUCCAUCCGAUAACCUUUUUCUUUCUUUUCCGAAAAUCAUAUCUAUCCGGAUUCCAAGUCCGAGGACUCUUGUCAUGUCAAACAACCCGAACGUGGCGUUCGAUUUUGAUCCCUCUCCUUCGUUGCGAAAAGACCCGUCUGGAUUCAUGCAAUCAGAUCAGACCUGCGUUCACUGUUUUCAAGGAUGCUCGGAGGAUGUCUGUGCUCAAAGGAACCUUGAAAUGACCUCCCAGUGCACAGAUCAGUGUGUUGUGGUUACCUGCAACGACCUCACACAUAGCAGCGCUUCCUUGACUUGCGACGAGAGCGAUCACUGUGACUUUAUUUGUGACGGGGCUACCAACUGUCCGGACUGCAGUGGCCUGGAUGAAUUUCUCCAGCUCCAGUGUUGCACCGGCUUGCAUUCCUAUUUUUCAGACCCUAAAGCCCAGCACCAGUCUGCCUGGGAGCCGACCUUCGAUAGGCUAUGUAAUUGCAAUGAGACUCCCAGGAAUGCAUUCUCCAGCGGCUCGUCAUCAUCCUCAGAGUCACCGUCGCCGUUUCUCGACAUGCAGCCCCCUCCUAAUUUCUCGAGUCAUAAUUCUUCUACGCCGCCGGAAUCAGGUACCUCAUCGUUUAUGGACUUGGCGUCUGGCCAACCCUCGUCACUUCCACCGCUGUCCUGUAUGUGGGGCGAUUGCCAUGCUCGUUUUCACGCCAUGGAGCAGCUCGUAGAGCAUGUCAAUCUCGAGCACCUUAGUCUAUCUUCUCCUAUGCCUCCAUCUGCUCCUUGUCAGUGGGGAGACUGUCACGAACAGCUCUCGCAGCAACCGGAGCUCUCAUUAGACGUUCUAGCAAAUCACCUCUUCCAGGACCAUCUGAUGUGGCCGACUUCAAUAGAGCCCAUCGCAUCCUCUUCCACUUCACCUCUAACACCGACCCCUGCUCCAGUGGAUUUUGGGCUGCUUACUCCUCUACCUCCACCUGCGACAUCGGAGCAUAAAUGUUCCGAAACGCAGCACAUCUGCCACUGGCAGGGAUGUGGGAAAUCUUUCUCUACUUGCGACGAUCUCACAGUUCAUCUCGCAUCUGAGCAUGUUGGAUCGGGCAAGGCUCAUUACGACUGCUACUGGAACGAUUGUGCUCGACAUGGCGAACAAGGGUUUAGCAGCAAACAGAAAAUAUGCCGGCAUCUGCAGUCCCACACAGGGCAUCGACCAUUUCAAUGUAAGACCUGUCACCAGAACUUUUCGGAGGCUGCGACAUUACAGCAGCAUAUGCGGCGGCAUACCCAAGAGAAGCCAUAUUCGUGUGAUCAUCCCGGUUGCGGCAAGUCUUUCGCUAUCGCAGGAGCGUUGACAAUACAUAAACGUACACAUAAUGGGCAUAAGCCUUUCAAGUGUACUUAUUGCGAGCGUGCUUUUACGGAGUCAUCAAAUCUUUCCAAGCAUCUCCGUACGCACACUGGCGCGCGUCCUUAUCCGUGUACGGAACCUGGUUGCAACAAGUGUUUCGCUCGGCCUGAUCAAUUGACGAGGCAUAUGAAUGUCCACAGAAAAAAGCAUGUGGAGAGAUGAUGCAUCAGGGAUAACAUAGUUAAA